CUCGAGAGAUUUUAUAAUUAUAUACGGCAUCGUCUCCAUAGACGACGUUGUUAACCCCCCUCGAGGUUUUUGUGUGUCGUAUUAUCGUCGGCUUUGAUUAUAUAUCGAGUGACUGUGAGUGCUCUGAGGAGAGCAAAAAAAAAAAUCCAUUGACUCGAGGAGAUAACGGAAGCAUCCAGAUUGGGAUAAUUCGCGGUUCAUCCCGAGCAUCGUUACAGUCAAAAUAUCGCAAGUACCUGUGUUUAUAACGAGAGCCAUCAUCGAUGCGGCGCUCGAGGAAUUGACGAGUACACACGCAUAUAUAUAAGAGAGAGGAAGCACAUCGCCGCUGUUAGCAGAGUUUUAUUAUUUUUUUUGCCCAACAACUUUCACCGUUCCGCAGGAUCCAACCGCCUACCACCACCAUAAAACGAAUCCACCACUACUACCAUCGUCCGGUUUACUGCACUUGUGCGUGUACCCUCUUCUCUUCCUCUUUGAACCUGUCAACAAUUACUGGUAAGAAAAAUGUCUGAUACAAGUGAUUUGGAUAGGCAGAUUGAACAACUCAAAAAGUGUGAGAUUAUUAGUGAAGCAGAAGUAAAAGCAUUAUGCGCUAAGGCACGAGAAAUUCUUAUUGAAGAAAGCAAUGUUCAGCGAGUUGAUUCACCAGUGACGGUUUGUGGAGAUAUCCAUGGACAGUUUUACGAUCUCAAAGAAUUGUUCAAAGUUGGUGGGGAUGUACCUGAAACAAAUUAUCUGUUUAUGGGAGAUUUUGUAGAUAGAGGUUUUUUCAGUGUUGAAACUUUCCUGCUGUUGCUUGCUCUCAAAGUGCGUUACCCAGAUAGAAUAACAUUAAUCAGAGGUAACCAUGAGUCGAGGCAAAUUACUCAAGUUUAUGGCUUUUAUGACGAAUGCCUACGUAAAUAUGGAAGCAAUACAGUAUGGCGUCACUGUACAGAAAUUUUUGAUUAUCUGUCUUUAUCAGCUAUCAUUGAUGGAAGGAUAUUCUGUGUGCAUGGAGGAUUAUCGCCAAGCAUACAAACUCUUGAUCAAAUUCGAACGAUAGACAGGAAGCAAGAGGUUCCACAUGAUGGUCCAAUGUGUGAUUUAUUAUGGUCUGAUCCAGAAGAAACACAAGGAUGGGGUGUUUCACCUCGUGGAGCUGGUUAUCUUUUUGGCAGUGAUGUUGUAUCGCAAUUUAAUACUGCCAACGACAUUGAUAUGAUUUGUCGUGCACAUCAAUUGGUGAUGGAAGGCUAUAAAUGGCAUUUUAAUGAAACUGUACUGACAGUAUGGUCAGCUCCAAACUACUGUUACAGGUGUGGUAACGUAGCAGCGAUAUUAGAAUUGAGUGAACAUUUGCAAAGAGAUUUUACUAUAUUUGAGGCAGCACCUCAAGAGAGCAGGGGGACACCAAGCAAAAAGCCUCAAGCAGAUUACUUUUUGUGAAGUGUCGCUCUCCUCGUACUCGUAGCUGCUGCUUUUGUACGGUUGAAAUCUUUUUUAAUGCAGACGCCAUUCAAUUUUAUGGACCGACGUUUAGAAGUGGUUAAUAAUUAAACAUAUAAUUAUUCAUGACGACAAACUAUCAAUCCUGGAACGAACAUUGAGUGCUUGUUGACUUGGAAAUACACCAAUACAUUCACAAUUGUAAAUUAAUUUUUGCGCAAUUUUUUACUUUAUCUUGAUUAUGAACUUGCGUAGUUUCUGCCUUACUACAAUGGUAAAUACAUCGAGCAUAUUCUUUUUUUUACCGAUUAUCCUUGGGUUUUCUUGUAUAUUGGAUAACUUACUUUUAACAUUUUAAUGUUUGUCUAAAAAACAAGUCCAAACUUGUAAAGCUUAAAAUUUACUCCGAGUAUUCACAUAUAAUGUAUGUUAUAUAUAAUUUAUACAAUUAUGAUUAUGAUUAUUACUGCUAAGAAAAAAAUUGAAAGUAAAACUCUUU
Molecule: messenger RNA, 1930 nt
Organism: Trichogramma pretiosum
Lineage: Eukaryota; Metazoa; Arthropoda; Insecta; Hymenoptera; Trichogrammatidae
Gene: Pp4-19C
Product: serine/threonine-protein phosphatase 4 catalytic subunit
Exons: 6
Coding region: 508-1431 (307 amino acids)
Biological process (GO): double-strand break repair via homologous recombination; peptidyl-serine dephosphorylation
Cellular component (GO): nucleus; cytoplasm
Molecular function (GO): protein serine/threonine phosphatase activity
Source: RefSeq, a predicted model, not a curated record